GGGAAAAGGGGGGGCCGGGGAGCGCUUGGAGCGCGUGCGUGCGCUGAGGGGAGACGGGCGGCCGGGCUCGGCGGCGGCCCAACGGCCGUAACGGCUCCAACGGUCGGAGCGGCCCCAACGGUUUUAACGGCCCUCACGGCGGCCGCAGCAGCCUGCUUCUCCUCAGCUUCCUCCGGUGGUGGCCGGGCUGCCGGAGUCUCUAACUCCUAAUAGGAAAUUGGAAUGGAGGUUACAGUAUCGGUCACAUUCCUUGUGUUGUUUUCCAUACUAUUGUGUGAAAGUUACCACCAUGGAGUGGAGACGGGCACAGUUGUGCAGACAUUGGAGAGGACUUUUCCGGAAAAGGCAGCCAGCGUUAACGUUGACUUGGCAGGACUAAUACAGAAACUUCACCUUCAAGAACUUUUUCGUCGCUAUGGGGAAAACAACUCUCUGACGAUUGAAGGAUUUAGAAAACUGCUCCAGAACAUAGGCAUAGAUAAGAUGAAAAGGGUUAAAGUAGACCAUGAUCACGACCAUGAUCAUCAUCUUCAUCAUAACCACGUUUCACCGAGUAAAAACUCGGAGAAGACUGUUUGUCCAAACCACGAAUCCGAUGCUGGCAAAGACUCCCGGAACAGUCACUCGAAAGAACCUCAUAAAGCAGAGAACGCAGAUCAUCAGCAGAACUUGGUACGCAGCAAGAACGCUGUUAAUGAAAUAGUGGCGUCUAUCAACACUACCCCCACAGAUGGCAACCCUGAGCUGCAGAGUCUGGAUCCUGGAGAAGGCAAGUCGGUUGCUCGGUUAGGUCUGACUAGCUCUAACGCCAUUAACAUCACAGAUGGCAGCAAUACCAGUUGGCUUGCUAACAGCAAAGCAAAUGAAUCUCUUGCUUCUCCGAAGGAAUCAGAAAGAGGAAGUUACCUGUAUUCUAAACUUAAAAACCAAAAUACCCAAGAGUGCUCCAGUGCAUCCAAGCUGAUGCAGUCCCACGGCAUAGGCACUCAGGCUCUGUUGACUGCUACGGAAUUUAGCUAUCUUUGUCCAGCUCUUAUUAAUCAGAUCGAUGGCAAGUGCUGCAUAGUCCAUGCAAGUAGUGAAAAAACUGAAACUCCUCCAAAAGGUUACUCGUUGCAAAUAGCUUGGAUUGGUGGCUUCAUAUCCAUCUCUGUCAUCAGUUUCCUUUCCUUAUUGGGUGUUAUAUUGGUACCUCUGAUGAAUCGUGUGUUUUUCAAAUUUCUUCUAAGUUUCCUUGUGGCAUUGGCUGUGGGGACUUUAAGUGGAGAUGCUUUCUUACAUCUCCUUCCGCAUUCUCAUGGAAACCACCACCAUCACCACGAAAAGCCUCCCCUUGAACAAAACAAAGAUCCUCUGUUCAAGCAUCUUGUUUUUCAAAGUACAGAGGAGAGUGCUUACCUGGAUUCUACGUGGAAGGGCCUUACAGCACUUGGCGGCUUGUAUUUCAUGUUUCUAGUGGAGCAUUUGAUCACUUUAAUAAAGCAGUUCAAAGACAAGAAGAAAAAGCAGCCAGCCGUGCAAGAAGAAGAAGAAGUCAUGAUAGCUCAUUCUCAUCAAGAGGAGGUUGACAAUGAAUAUGUGUCCAGGGGCUGUAGAAACAAAUGUCAUUCUCACUUACACGAUACUCUGGGACAGACGGAUCAUCUCAGCCACCACCACCACGAUUACCACCACAUCCUGCAUCAUCAUCAUCACCAGAACCAUCAUCCCCACAGUCACAGCCAGCGCUACUCGCGGGAGGAGCUGAAGGAUGCUGGAAUAGCAACUCUGGCCUGGAUGGUGAUCAUGGGAGACGGACUGCACAACUUCAGUGACGGCCUAGCAAUCGGAGCAGCCUUUACUGAAGGGUUAUCAAGUGGUUUAAGCACUUCUGUCGCUGUAUUUUGCCAUGAAUUACCUCAUGAACUAGGAGAUUUUGCCGUGCUUCUGAAGGCUGGUAUGACUGUCAAGCAAGCCGUGCUUUACAACGCGCUGUCAGCAAUGUUGGCCUAUCUUGGAAUGGCGACCGGGAUCCUUAUCGGUCAUUAUGCCGACAACGUUUCCAUGUGGAUAUUUGCACUUACUGCUGGCUUGUUCAUGUAUGUGGCUCUUGUGGAUAUGGUACCCGAAAUGCUUCACAAUGAUGCUAGUGACCAUGGAUGUAGCCGCUGGGGAUACUUCCUCUUACAGAACGCUGGGAUUCUGCUGGGUUUUGGGAUCAUGUUGCUUAUCUCUGUGUUUGAGCAUAAAAUUGUAUUCAGCAUAAACCUGUAACCUUUGCUGCUGGGAACAGAGCUUGGCGUUACGUUGAAAAACAACAGGUAGCUGUUUUUCUAUUCCGUAACGGAGGGGUACGCAUGAUAGAAGCUAGGUAUUUUUAUUGGUGUAUGUAUUGCGUCACUUUCCUCCCCCACGCAAACCUUUUUCCCUCCUGUAGAAAUGCAACUGGUUUUCACUCCGAAUUUAGUUCUGCAUACGGUACUAUGGGGAGGCAUACUUAAGAAGUCAUCGUGGAAGUGCCAAAUCUAUGAACACAUUAUCACCUGUGGUGGUGGUAGGGAUCUAGUCUUUUUUUUUGUGAGUUUAUUUACUGUAAGUAAUUAUGUGUAAUGUUGGUGUUUUUUUUUUUUUUACUUUGGUAUUUUUUACCACAUUUAUUUCUUUGUACUAAUAAAACAAAUGUCAGUGGUUCUUAUUUUAGCACAAUCAAAACCCGUGAGUAGAAAGCACCAUGAGCAGUGUAAAACAAAGGCUGGCAGUGGGCAGCGUGUGCUUAUAGUGGUAGAAACUAGUCUCUUCUGCGUCCAUCUGGUUUACACGGUGUGGCAGAUGAGCCCACUCCAUCCUUUUUGCAGUGGUUGUGCUUUUGGAUUCUGUGUUUCCCAUUGCAGCUGCUUUCUACUCCAAGCAAUUUCAUGAGAAAUCCUGUUGCAGUUGUUUGCAACAAGUAUGUUUUACCUGCUUCAUCCCUUCUGAUGUGUGUUACUCUUCCCUGAUUACUCAAAUCAGGAAGAACAGUACAGCUAUUAUGUCGUAAAAGCAUAGCUGUGUCUAUAAUACACUUGAAUUCCAUUAAAAAGACUUAAAGCAGUGCUUUAUCACAUUUACGCUGCCUGGAGCGGCAAAGUUGUAUUACAGUGUUUGAUAUCAAGGGGAGUAACGUUACAGGCUGGGACAAACAGUCAUUUAUUAUGACAGCUUUCCUAAGUCUUGAUUUAUUUUGGGAAAUGAACUAGUCAGCUCUCCCACUCAGCUCUCGUUCUCUAUGAUAACGCACAAUAAACGUGUGCUUGCUCAACAGUUACAUUCUUUGCAAUAACUACAUUUGAAAGAUGUAAAAAGCAAAAAUUUUUUGAUAGCAUGUGUAGGGAAACAGCAUAUUAAGAAUAAUAACCAGUGUAGAUAUAAGUAUGUAGUUUGAGCUUACUAUCCUAUGGUCUUAAUAUUUUAACAGCCCUGAAAGUAAGCAGGAAGGAAAGAUGAAAAAGACAACUGUCCCAAAAAAGAACAAGACACACCCAACAACCAGUGUCCUGCAUCUGCAGGAAAUGAGAACAUUAAAUUGUUGUGUGUCUCAACUUUUAUGUAAGAAUAAGAAGAACAUUAGAACUUUUUCUGAUUCAACUUGACUGCUCCUUCAAAUCAUCAGCUGAAUAGAAAACUUGAACAAAGAGGAUGUAUUUGAUCAUACUGUGUCUGACAAGUCCAAACAGCCCGGCAUAUGUUGGUCUGUCAUAGAGUAGUGUUGGCUUUCAAUUCCUCCCAAACAUCUACUUCUGAUGUGAUAAAAUGAAAGAUUCUUGUUUUAACUAGUUGAGAAACAGGGCCCGCAGGAGUUCCUGCAGGCAGUAGACUAUUAGCUUUUCUUCCUCCUUAAGUCUUUACUCUGGUUAACAAGACAAAUUCAUUUAAACUUCUUUCCGCAGUGAUGAAAUCCUGUUUUAUCAGUGUUCUCUGAGCAAGCUGAAAUAAUCAGCAUAAAUCUGUUAAGGUUUUAAUGACAGUGUCAGAGCUCAUAUUAAGAAUUUACAUAAGAAUAGAUUUUUUUCUGAGUUCUCUCUGGUGAAUUGUUACCAAUUCUUCUUAAUAUAGAAUAAGCAGUGUCUUGAACUUCAUUUCUGUGCUUUCUUUAAAGGUCAAAUGAUAUCAAUCUCUCCACAAUAGUAGAAAAUUAUGGAAGGGGAAAAAAAAUAGUGUGCUCCAGUACAACAUCUAUGGCAUCUAAACUGUGAGCAAGAAAAAAGGAGCAAAUAAAGCUCACUUCUGUCCUGCAAGAGAUGAUGUCUUAAGGCUGGGAGAUGUCUGCUGGCAGCUCUCUUGUAACCUUUUCUCUUGGGAAGCAGUGUGAGUGGAGCAGGAGCCAGCAGAGCUCCCUGUCGUUCUUUAGACUGCCUGACCCACAUUGGGGGACCUCAGCCUCAAAGGAAACACCCCUUGUAUCUUCCUGUAUGCAGUACUUGGCUAAUGCAUUUGAGACAGGGUUUGUCUUGUUUCCUUUUGAGUCAGGAGGCAGAGAAAGGCAGCCUUUCUUCAGCUUUUUCUCAAGCUGAGGCAUCUUGAGGGGAGUGCUCAGGUGUGGUGGGGGUCUUAAUGUUCCCCCAAAUCUUAAUGUGUAUGAACUUUUUUUACUUCGGUCAGCAGUUGUUUGGAGAGAAUAGACUUGUCUUUCAGAGCUCUCCAUUGCAUCUCUGACAAGAAUGCUAACAAAAUACAGGUACAUUCUUUCCUUUCAUCAAGUGUUCUGCAUUUUGUUUUUCUUUUCCACUGUUUUCUAUUCUACGCUUUUGUGUUCUGGUUAGGCCUCUGUACUUUCCUCAGAAGCACACCUCUAAAGAAACAGCAGAAGCAGUCUGCCAGAAGGAAUGCUGCAGCUCGUGGUGCAGAGGAGUCAUGCCACGGUACAAUAGCCAUCUGCUAUGUCUCUGUAAUGUCUCUGUAGCAUCUCCUUGGUCUGCUGCUCUGUGCUACCUCUGUCUUUUAUAGCAGUCCUAUUCCAGUGUUUCUAGGAUUGAAUUAGGAGUAACAAUCUAAAUUUUAGGUUUUGUUGUAGCUGAACCCUAAAGGCCAGCUGCUGAUCUUCUUUCCUUCAGUACCCCUACUGCAUCAACGCCAUCAGCUCUGGCUCAUGGAGAGCUGCUCAGUUUCUGGCAUGUGCAUAUUGCUGCUUUCUUCUUCAGAAAAACAAAUGCAUGAGUCUAAAACAACACUCUUAUGCACCUCCUCAUGCCUAAACUGAAGCUUUUCAUACCUGGACUAGUGUUUGCUCCUCUAGUGCCCUUCUGUCUACAGUCCCAGUCAUGGGACAGAGGUCUCAGAGCAUAGAAGCUUUUUCUCUUCUGGAAGUCUUUCUGGUCUUUAUUGCAGCUGGACGUGUCCUGUUUGGAGCUGCUUCCCGGGAGCUCUUGGCUGGCUUGCAAUGUAAUAAAUUGACAUUAAAAUACCUGCAUAUCAAAUAUGCUGCUGAUGUAGCAACAUGAAAGGUAAACUCCCCUGUGGACUGUGGGGGAAGAAGAGCCAGGUAAGCUGGCCACGGGCAUUUUGGACUGGAUCAUUGCUCCUGUACUUUUGUCUUUGGUGUGAUGUUGAGCAAACCAAGGGCUGAAACUUGCUGCAGGUUUGUGCCAGCGAGAUAAUAAAAAGUGGCUUAGAUUUCUGUCAUUGGCCUCCAGUGGAAGCAGACCUUCUAUGUCUUAAAUAUACUUGCACUGAAAUUUCACACAGUUUGGAAAAUGAAUGGGGCUGAGCCUCUUAAGAGCAUUUUGUUGUUACACAUGUAUGUUUCUGCAGCAUCUGAUCAAUGGUAGCACCUUUCUGUCUGUCCCCUUGUGUGCUACCCGUGGUACGGACCUUAAUUUUGUGUGCAGCCAGAGUGCCUGUGCUAGGCUGGCAUAUACAGAAUCAGCAAAUAAUGAUGGAUUCAGAGUGAUUUUCUUUGUAAUGUAUUUAUUCUUCUCAUGUUUUUGGCCUGGGUUUGUAUAUAAAAGCUGUCAUGUGAAGUUGCUGUGUGCAGGGAGAGUUAAAAUCAGCCCGUGGCAGUGCUUGUCCAGUGCAAGGCUGGGGGGCUCAGAGCCAUGUUGCAGGUCUUGCAGGGACACAAGGAUUGGAUUUAUUUAAAACUAAUUCAAGGCUAAAAUGCGGGAGUGGCUCUCCUGCUGCCUGAAGGUAGGGUCAUGUGUAGUUAAAACUCCUGUGAAAAGCUGGCUCGCUCUGCUUGCCACAGGGGGGUGGCUGAAAAGCUAUUGCCAUGAAGUGUAUUUUUACUUAAGUGUAUUUUUACUUAAAGUACGGUUUGAGUGCAUAUGAUGGUCAUUACACACUCUAUUGUAUCGCUGUGUGCUAAAAAAAGAAUAAACCACUGAACGAAA
Anas platyrhynchos (mallard) is the source of this 6344-nucleotide messenger RNA. It is a transcript of the gene SLC39A6, whose product is annotated as solute carrier family 39 member 6. Gene Ontology annotation, biological process: intracellular monoatomic cation homeostasis; zinc ion import across plasma membrane. Gene Ontology annotation, cellular component: plasma membrane. The record is from RefSeq and is a predicted model, not a curated record. Gene Ontology annotation, molecular function: monoatomic cation:bicarbonate symporter activity; zinc ion transmembrane transporter activity. Lineage: Eukaryota; Metazoa; Chordata; Aves; Anseriformes; Anatidae.